AUGCCUUCAGGGACGGGGAAAACAGUGUCGCUCCUGUCUCUCAUUGUUUCAUACCAACAGUUUUAUCCUACACGCAGAAAACUCAUAUAUUGUUCUCGAACGGUUCCUGAAAUUGAAAAGGCUUUGGCGGAGCUGAAAAGACUAGUUGAAUAUCGUAUAUCGUGUGCUGAAACACCAGAAGAGAAGGAGAAAGAACAGAAUUUCACAGGACUGGGUCUUACGAGCCGAAAGAACUUGUGCAUACAUCCCGAGGUGUCAAAAGAAAAGAAAGGAAAGGUGGUUGAUGCUCGAUGUCGGGAUCUCACCAAUACGGCUGUAUGUGAGAAGGCGCGACAAGAUCCCGGUUCUGUAGAUAUAUGCGACUGGCAUGAAGACAACUUGAACCAGGAAACUUGA
This is a messenger RNA of Serpula lacrymans var. lacrymans S7.9, 396 nucleotides long. RefSeq lists its product as uncharacterized. Bases 1 to 396 code for a protein of 131 amino acids. The record is from RefSeq and is a predicted model, not a curated record. Gene Ontology annotation, cellular component: nucleus. Lineage: Eukaryota; Fungi; Basidiomycota; Agaricomycetes; Boletales; Serpulaceae. The transcript is spliced from 4 exons. Gene Ontology annotation, molecular function: hydrolase activity, acting on acid anhydrides, in phosphorus-containing anhydrides; DNA helicase activity; ATP binding. Gene Ontology annotation, biological process: nucleotide-excision repair; positive regulation of mitotic recombination; transcription by RNA polymerase II.